CUUGGAAAGCGUCACGAAUGAGGGAUUUCACUCAGCUUGGACGAUAGAGAAUAGAGAGCACGCCGUCUGAUAGCACUUUCGCUAGCGAAUUGAGGGUGGUCGCCUUCUUCAUUCGAUUUUCCUGACUUUAGCUGAUAGCGGCGAGCUAUGCCUUCUCACUGUUUGCUAGUUUGUCAAAGAGGAAGAAGCGUUCGAUCCUCUGUUUGAAAUUUUCCGAUCAACCGCUUAUUGUUGAUUGCUUCCAACCUUUUGUUUCUAACCUAAAGAUUUUUCCAUGGUGUGGGGAUUGGUCCCAGCUGAUGCCCUUCGAGGUGCGCAGAAGUAUUACAUUUUGGCUCCAGGGACGUAUAAAGUCGGCCGAAAAGGUUAACUCGUUUUCUUCAAGUUCUCUUUUUUGUUUGACUGCGACAUUAUUGUUCAGAUGGACCCAUCAGUAUCUCGACUCCAUGCUGAGAUUGUUGUUGAUCAGAUGAUAUCUUCGAUGAUUUUAAAUGCUGGAUCCACAAAAUCAAAUUCCCAUGUUCGGAUUAGAGAUAGUUCUAAGUUUGGUACAUUUGUAAAAAAGGAAUUGGGACCCAAGGCCCGUUUGCGCCAGGGUGAGGAGGCAACCCUUAUAGAGGGGGAUAUUGUGACGUUUGGAACUGGUAAUGCAUCAUUCAGGUUUUGUUGUGUUCCCUUUAGAAUAUUUAUUCAUAGACCAAUGCGUGGCCAACUUAGGUCAAUUCAAUCCAUUGCAUCAUCUAUUGGUGCAACAGUUACAUCGAAUUGGAGCACUGAGUGUACCCAUACUCUUGUCAAUGAAUCUUCUUUGGUGACAACAGAACUUAUUGAAGCAAUUCUGGCCAAACAGUUAGUUAUACUUGUUCAUUGGUUUGAGGUGCUUGCUGAGAAAAAUAUUUGUACGGAGUUUCCAAGCUGUACAGCCUAUUUGCCAAACCUGAACCUUGAGGAUAAUAUGGUAAGGAUUGUGGAUCCUAAGAUUCGAGAAAAUUGCCUUGACGGCUAUCUAUUUGUACUGGGAUCAUGUCACGAGCAGUAUAAAUUUGGCGAUAAGUUGCAGCUACUACUUGAAAUGAUUGGAGCAAAAUUUGUUGGUGCUGAUGAGUAUCUGUUAGAUAGCCAAACUUCAACAGUAAAGGAGAAUAAUCAGGUGGUUCUUGUAGUUUCGGGAGAAUCAACCAGUGAAUUCAACAACUCUCGAAAGUUUUCUUCUUUGUCUCGAAUCAGUGAUGUAAAACUAAUGGUUGCUAUCUUAUCUGGCAACUUGGAUUCAUCUCUCAUCGAGGUUCCUUCUAUUGUUAUUUCUUCAUCCCAUUCCACGGACGAGACAAUUGUAGCAGAUUCUGAUGUUGAAACAGACACAGCAUUAUCAACUCAAGCUGGUACUAAUAUCAAAUCUGAAACUGCCAAAGAUAACGAUACUGAAGAUGAUGAUACUUCCGGAAAACGUGAAGAUGAAGAACAUGUUAAGAAUAGCGAUGUAGAGGAGACUGCUAAUUGCAUGCCUAUGCCCAUUGAAGAGGAUGUUAUCCUCAUAAGAAAAUUCGACAAAAGUGAUGCUUCUGAUAUAGGUAGACAUGAAAAUUCAGAUAUAUUAUAUAGUCAAGACCUUAUAGUAAGAAAUACAAUCGCUUCAGUUCAACCAAUAUCAAGCAAAGCAAGUUCUGUAAACUUCAAGUGCUUUAGAAAGAGAGAGACUGUCUCCGGCAACAGCUUUAGAGACCUCAUUCCAUUUUCAAAAGAUCCAUACAAGGAAUCCGAACAUGGAAGAGAUGAAUCAGAUUACAUGCGAGAUGAAAGGAAGCGAAAGAAACUGGAAGCUAUUGCAGAGGAGAUGUUCAACAGUGAAAAGCUGAAGAAGCGUGCGGCUGCUUCUACUUCCCUGGAGGCAUUCCUUGCUCGCUGUUGAGUGACCAUCAAAGCCUGCAAAAAGAUCAAUGGCUUUAUAUUCUGAAAUGUAAUACUGAUGUCUUGUUACCGUCCAGCUUCAUCUCAAAGUUUUACUUAGCUGCAUAGUGAGCACAUAUUUUCAGGCCUUUGUACAGUCAAUAUUUAGAACAUAAAAGAAUCGCGAAGUUUGAUAGAUUUUUGUGUAAGUCAUGAGAUCUAGCGGUUUGUUUGUGUAAGCUUCAGACGGUAGAUCGGGUCUAUCUUUUUUGUAUUUGGAAGAACCUUUUACAUACUAAGAUUUUGUUUGGAAUA
Dendrobium catenatum is the source of this 2202-nucleotide messenger RNA. Its product is annotated as nijmegen breakage syndrome 1 protein. The transcript is spliced from 13 exons. NCBI's taxonomy places the organism in Eukaryota, Viridiplantae, Streptophyta, Magnoliopsida, Asparagales, Orchidaceae. The record is from RefSeq and is a predicted model, not a curated record. Gene Ontology annotation, molecular function: protein binding; damaged DNA binding. Gene Ontology annotation, cellular component: Mre11 complex. The coding region runs from base 422 to 1909 and encodes 495 amino acids. Gene Ontology annotation, biological process: double-strand break repair via homologous recombination; mitotic G2 DNA damage checkpoint signaling.